Molecule: messenger RNA, 1017 nt
Organism: Lichtheimia ornata
Lineage: Eukaryota; Fungi; Mucoromycota; Mucoromycetes; Mucorales; Lichtheimiaceae
Exons: 7
Coding region: 1-1017 (338 amino acids)
Biological process (GO): triglyceride biosynthetic process
Cellular component (GO): endoplasmic reticulum membrane
Molecular function (GO): diacylglycerol O-acyltransferase activity
Source: RefSeq, a predicted model, not a curated record
AUGGAGCAUUCAACAGAAUUGCCAGUGCGCAUGGCACCUUUGAAAGUGCCGUUGAGACGGCGAUUGCAAACGGCGGCCGUUCUCUUCUGGGGUAUUGAGCCAUCGAUUGUCUUGUGUUUUUUCAUGUUCCUCGCUGCGAUACCAUUGUUCUGGCCGUUGCUGAUACCGUAUUUGAUAUGGAUGUGGAUGGAUAAGGCGCCAUGUCGUGGAGGUCGUCGUGUUGAAUGGGUACGGAAUUGGCAACUAUGGAAGUUGUUUGCCGAGUAUUUCCCCGCAACGAUCGUCAAGGAAGCGGAUUUGGAUCCCACAAAGAAUUACGUGUUUGGUUAUCAUCCCCAUGGCAUCAUUUCAGUGGGCGCCAUCACCACGUUUGCAACCGAAGGAAAUGGAUUCUCUCAACAUUUUCCUGGUAUCAUCCCAUCCCUUUUGACGUUGGCUGGCAACUUUAAACUUCCCCUGCAUCGCGACUACAUCCUUGCCUUGGGUAUGUGUGACGUUUCCAAACAAUCAUGCAAGGCCGUUUUGAAGUCUGGUCCUGGAAGAUCCAUUGCGAUUGUUAUUGGCGGUGCUUCCGAAUCGCUUAAUGCUAGACCAGGUGUCAUGGAUUUGACUCUCAAGAAGCGCCUUGGCUUUUGCAAGAUUGCCCUUCAAACAGGUGCCAGCCUUGUUCCUGUUAUCAACUUUGGCGAGAACGAGCUGUACGAGCAAGUCAAGAAUGAUGAUGGAUCAUGGUUGCGUAAAUUCCAGAGACAAACACAACGCUUGGCUGGUUUCACCGUACCUCUUUUCCAUGGUCGUGGUAUCUUUAAUUAUGAUAUUGGCCUGAUGCCUCAUCGCCGCCCCAUGCAUGUCGUCUUUGGUGAACCCAUUGAUCCUCCCAAGGGCGAUGUGGAGAAUGUGGAUAAAGCUGUGCAGGAAUUACAUCACCAAUACAUGGAAAGCGUCAAGGCAUUGUACGGCAAAUACAAGGAUGUUUAUGCAAAAGAUAGAGUAAAAGAUCUAGAAUUUGUCGAGUAA